Molecule: messenger RNA, 2388 nt
Organism: Endocarpon pusillum Z07020
Lineage: Eukaryota; Fungi; Ascomycota; Eurotiomycetes; Verrucariales; Verrucariaceae
Exons: 4
Coding region: 1-2388 (795 amino acids)
Cellular component (GO): nucleus
Molecular function (GO): protein binding
Source: RefSeq, a predicted model, not a curated record
AUGAACAUGACGGGCAUGAACCCAGCUGCGGGAGGGCCUGUAGGGGGCGGCAUGAUCAUGAUGAUGAACAACGGAAACCCCUCCAAUGCCGCCAACAGCAGCAGCAGCUCCUCUCAUAGUGAGCUGAAGCGAAGGCUAGACACUUAUAUCUACGACUACUUUCUCAAGAAUGGGCACCACGAACAUGCCCGCGCUCUCUACCACGAUGAUAGCAUUAAGCUCAAUACGCACCCUCAGACCAAGUCCAGCCCGAGUCGGCGACGUGACGCUGAGAUGAAUGGAAUCGAUGAGAAUGCCAUGGACACUGAUUCCAAGGACGACAUCAACAAGAUCCCUGACGACCUUCCCAAACCUAUCGUCCCCGACAACGCGCAAUGCGGGUUCCUAUACGACUGGUUUGGCCUAUUCUUCGACAUCUGGUGUGCUUCGCGGAACAAGAAACCUGACGAUUCAGGUGCUGCUGCCCAGUACUUGCAGCAGACCCAACUGAUGCAGAGAAUGCGGGAGACGCAGCACUCUUCAACUGUUUUAGGCCGUCAAGGCAUGAUGCCCAAUAGACAAUUCGGCCCACAAAACAUGCGCAAUGGCAUCACUCAAGAUAUGCAGCGCGCGAUGGCUGCCAAACAGCUGUCGCCUGCGCAAUUUCAACAAUUACAGCAGCAACAAAAGCAGCAACAAAUGAUGCACCAAAUGCACCGCGAACAGUCGGAAAACGAGAUGAAUGGGCAUCGACCACAGUCUCCCGCAUCGACUGAAAAUGCAGGCUCGCCGUCAAAACGGCCCCGCCUUGAUGGCCAGCAAUUUACCGGCGGUCCAAUGGCGCCCAACGGCCGAGGUCAAGGAAUGCCACAGCAGCAACAACAACAGCAGCAGCAGCAGCAGCAGCAGCAGCAGCAACAGCAAGCUAUGAACAUGUUGAUGGCAAGUGGCAUGGGUGGGAGAAACAUGUCUCAGUCACAGUUUCAAUCCUUUCCGACGCCAAAUCCUGGCAUGCAGAAAAAUUUACAGGUAUAUGCCCAGAAUCUGGCCCAACAGCAAGGUCGCUCAAUGAUGAAUCAGGGUGUUUCCAUGCCAAAUGGUAUGAUGAAUCCAGGAGUCAUGCCCAAUCAGGGCUCACCCAUGCUCGGACCUGUGGACGGCCCGAAUUUCAUGCAGAACAUGUCAAUGGAGGGCAUGUACAACCCACAGCAGAUAGCCGCCUUCAGGCAGCAUGCCAGCAUGCAAGGCGCUAGCGGGCAAGGGGGCAAUCAUGCUCUACAAGACUAUCAGAUGCAGUUGAUGCUUCUGGAACAGCAGAACAAAAAGCGUCUGAUGAUGGCUCGCCAGGAGCAGGAAACCAUUACACGAACUGACGGUGGGCCUCCCAUGACAGGUCCCGCUGGCAUGCCGCAACCUGUUAUGUCACCGGGAAGCCGAGCGGGAGCAUCCCCCAAUCCGACUGAUCAGAUGAAGCGUGGAACGCCUCAACUUCCUGCGAACGGUAUGCCCUCAUCACCCUCUGCUGGCGACGGCAUGCCGCAAGGCCGAGGAUCUCCUGCUGGGAUGAACUUUCCAGGUGGUAUGCCUCCGGAUUUCAACAAUCAACUCUAUAUGAAGAACCUGGGUGACAAUAUGGUAGGUCCGGGUGCACCUGGAAUGCGGCCUCCUACAUCAAUGAAUCCUUCCAUGAACAUGGAAGGCAUCGCUCGACAGCAGCAGGGUGGUAGAAUGCCAAGCGGCAAUUGGCAAGGCAAUCCACAAGGCCAGCCAAUGAUGCAACAGCCUCCACAAGCUCAGCCUCAGGCCAUGGGGACUCCACAACAACGACCAGGAGACAUGCCUCCCCCCGCUGGUCUGCCGGUGGGCAAUGCUCCAAGCCAACGGAACCAGCCACCUUCCCCCCAACCCGGUCAGGCUCCUCCCACUCCCUCACAAUCGAACAAAGCCAACCCUAAGAGUAAAAAGGACAAGAAUGAACCUAAGAAGAAGCCGAAUAAGAGAAACUCAACUGCCAAUGCACCCACAACAUCCGAACCAGAUCCUCCCGCCACACCCACACCUUCCACUCCCAUUACACCAAACAACCAGGCAUCAUUCCCAAAAGGUACCAAUGCUCCCACCGGCGGAAACGCCCCGCCCUCGAACCCGACUCCAACUUCCAAUCCAGCUGUGCCUCAACAACAAGCGCCUGCCGUCGACCCUACAGCGGCCGCUGGUGCCUUUGGCGACUUCCCCAAUUCCAACGAAGCUUUCAAUCUUGACUUUAGUGGACUCGAGACCACUGAUGUUCUUGAAAAUUUUGACUUUGACAGCUUCUUGCACAAUACCGACGAUGGCAACAAUGGAUUUUCAUUCGAUCCUGGUAGUAUGAAUUUCGCCGAAGGACUAGAAACGGCGGGUAUGGAGUGA